This is a messenger RNA of Austrofundulus limnaeus, 921 nucleotides long. RefSeq names its product P1, F-box associated domain containing (gene nccrp1). The record is from RefSeq and is a predicted model, not a curated record. Lineage: Eukaryota; Metazoa; Chordata; Actinopteri; Cyprinodontiformes; Rivulidae. Gene Ontology annotation, biological process: SCF-dependent proteasomal ubiquitin-dependent protein catabolic process; ERAD pathway; glycoprotein catabolic process. Gene Ontology annotation, cellular component: SCF ubiquitin ligase complex; cytoplasm. Gene Ontology annotation, molecular function: ubiquitin protein ligase activity. Bases 147 to 842 code for a protein of 231 amino acids. The transcript is spliced from 6 exons.
UCCCUGGUGCUGUGGCUUUAAGAGGCCGUGGAGCGUCACGCGGGGACUUGCUGACAUUGCGCCACCUGGGUGUGGCGUCCCGAGCAGUGAAGCUGUGCAGACUUCCUGUCCGCAGCCAGGUGUUUGUAGGACCUGCGUCUGGCACCAUGUCUGACUGGAGGAAGAAAUGUGAGGCUGAGUGGGGUCUGCAGGGGGUCGCCAUGCCGGACGGUGUGGAUUGGAAGUCCGUGUAUGAAGCCAARCCUCUGGGACGGAACCUGCUGAAGAACCCGGCUCCGCUCGGGCUGAGUAAGGACAGCCCUCCACCUGAGCCUGAGAUGCCUGAAGUGCCCCCAGGUGGACCUCCACGGUUUCAACCUGACGGUGACUUUACCAACUGGUCCACAAGCACAGAAGUCCUGCCAUAUGACACCAGUGGCAUCCCAGAAGGUGCUGUGAUCUGUGCAUUGCCUCAGUUCAGCUGGUUCACCUUGGAGCAGGUUGUGGACCUGAAGGCAGAGGGAUUGUGGGACCAGCUGCUGGAUGAUUUUCAGCCAGACAUAGUAAUUCAAGACUGGUAUGAGGAGAGUCAGCUGCAUGAGUCUAUCUACAAACUGCAUGUGAAAUUACUGGGAGCAGACAAAACUACAGUGAUCCAGGAGCACAGAGCCAGCCCCACAGAGGACCUGAGCGUGUAUUCACACAACUGGAAGGAGGUGUCUCAUGUGUUCUCUGGCUACGGACCUGGGGUGAGAUAUGUCCACUUCCAGCACCAAGUGAAGAACAGUUUCCUGAAUGAUUUCUUCCCCACACGCUUCACUGGCAGCUCUGUAAUUGUAAAGCCAGUCAAAAGUAGUCCCUGAUCUGAAUUAAACCAAUCAAACUGCAUUAAUCAACAGAACAUCCUGUUAGAAUUCUUAAUAAAAUAAAGGUCUUAAUAAA